This is a messenger RNA of Fukomys damarensis (Damara mole-rat), 4946 nucleotides long. It is a transcript of the gene Kcna5, whose product is annotated as potassium voltage-gated channel subfamily A member 5. Gene Ontology annotation, cellular component: membrane; voltage-gated potassium channel complex. The annotation marks the transcript as partial. Gene Ontology annotation, biological process: potassium ion transmembrane transport; protein homooligomerization. Gene Ontology annotation, molecular function: delayed rectifier potassium channel activity. The record is from RefSeq and is a predicted model, not a curated record. Lineage: Eukaryota; Metazoa; Chordata; Mammalia; Rodentia; Bathyergidae. The transcript is spliced from 2 exons.
CGCGUGGUAAUCAACGUCUCGGGGCUGCGCUUCGAGACGCAGCUGCGCACCCUGGCACUGUUCCCCGACACGCUGCUGGGGGACCCCGCCAAGCGCCUGCGCCACUUCGACCCACUCCGCAACGAGUACUUCUUCGACCGGCACCGGCCCAGCUUCGACGCCAUCCUCUACUACUACCAGUCGGGGGGCCGCCUGCGCAGGCCGCUGUUCCGCCAGCCGCCGGUGCCCCACCGAUCUGCGCCUGCCCCUGGCGCUAACGGCAGCGGGCUCGGCCCCACCGUGGCGCCCCUCCUGCCCAGGACCCUGGCAGACCCUUUCUUCAUUGUGGAGACCACGUGUGUCGUCUGGUUCACCUUUGAGCUCCUGGUGCGCUUCUCCACUUGCCCCAGCAAGGCCGAGUUCUCCCGCAACAUCAUGAACAUCAUUGACAUCGUGGCCAUCUUCCCCUACUUCAUCACACUGGGCACCGAGCUGGCCGAGCAGCAGCCUGGGGGCGGAGGAGGGGGUGGCCAGAACGGGCAGCAGGCCAUGUCCCUGGCCAUCCUCAGGGUCAUCCGCCUGGUCCGGGUGUUCCGCAUCUUCAAGCUCUCCCGCCACUCCAAGGGGCUGCAGAUCCUGGGCCAGACCCUGCAGGCCUCCAUGCGCGAGCUGGGGCUGCUCAUCUUCUUCCUCUUCAUCGGGGUCAUCCUCUUCUCCAGCGCCGUCUACUUCGCCGAGGCUGACAACCAGGGGACGCACUUCUCCAGCAUCCCGGAUGCCUUUUGGUGGGCUGUGGUGACCAUGACCACUGUGGGCUAUGGGGACAUGAGGCCCAUCACCAUGGGGGGCAAGAUUGUGGGCUCGCUGUGUGCCAUCGCCGGGGUCCUCACCAUCGCCCUGCCUGUCCCUGUCAUCGUCUCCAACUUCAACUACUUCUACCACCGCGAGACGGAGCAUGAGGAGCAGGCAGCCCUGAAGGAGGAGCAAGGCAGCCAGAGCCGGGGGUCUGGACUGGAUGCGGGAGGCCAGCGCGAGGCCAGCUGGAGCAGGGCAUCCUUCUGCAAGACCGGGGUGUCAGACGGCACCCGCAGGGGCAGCCAUCCCCUGGAGAAAUGUAACCUCAAGGCCAAGAGUAAUGUGGAUCUGCGGAGGUCCCUGUAUGCCCUGUGCCUGGACAGCAGCCGGGAGACAGACUUGUGAAAGGCAGGCUGGUGGUGGGGUGGGAGCAGGGGUGGCCCUGAGCCCGGGAUCUCUUCACACCGCUGAGUGUGACAAGCUCACCUUGUCGCUGAAGCCGGUCUCUCCUUCCCUUCCUUCCUUGCCUCAGCCCCCCAUUUUCCCUCUUCUUUCCAUGACACCAAGGGUCGCCUAUUUUUAAAAAGUACCACAUUCCAUGACGCAGGAGCUGUUGAAAUGGUGAGCGCCAUGAGAUGGAUGGGUGGAUUUGGGGCCAGUUUCCUGUACCCCGCAGAGGGAUAAUCCAAACAAAAAUGACUGUAAAUAGCCAGAUCCCAAGGGAUUCUGCAGCCCUCCCCCCAUGUGUUCCUAAUUUGCUUUACAUAUGGUUGUAGUUGUGUAGAGGGAAAAAUAUUAUUUUUAUGGCCAGUGAGUAGACUUUUGUACUGUAGCUCAGAUAGCACUUGGGUAUUUUCUCAAGAGAUAUACUGAAUUAUUGAAUUGAGGGAUGAGCGAGCCAUUGUGAUGUUUUCCUGGGAGACUUAGAGCCCCAGACCCAGGCAAGGAGGCUCUGGCUUCUGCGAUUCCAGGCCUCUCUUUUGAGGGUAAUGUUGGUGCUUUAUGUCUAAGUAAGAAAUGUUCUAGAAGAAAGGCAAAUCUGACUUUUUCUGUGCCCCUUAAACAAUUCUCCUAACUCUCUUCACAAAGCAUUAUAAGGACAUUAGAGGAAGACUUCUUGUAAUUCAUUCUCUCUCUUUUUUACUCCAAGGAAAUAAAAUGUGACUUGGCUAAGGUGGGUAUUAGUUUUUCUACAGACAAUGUUUUGGUUUUGAAUUUUUAAGUCAUAGCUUGUUAUGUGGUGUUUCUGGUUUGGAGUCAGGGCAGAUGCCUUGUCUGGGGUGGAAAGCUUGGAAAGCUGAUGGUUUGCUUGGUGCAUCUUUGGGACAGGUGCCUGAGCCCCUGGGGAGUCCUGUAGGUCUCGGGCUGUGUGUGACGCAGACAGCUGUGAUAUGCAGUGCAUUGGUGGCACCAGACAUACGGUAAGCCUGGAGAGAGGAGGGCCGAAUAGAAGAAGGCAGUGAGCUCCGGCACCAGCGCUGUCCCACGGUGGCUCCCUAGGGCUCCAUUUCUAAAGUCUCCCUUGUUCGGGUUGCAUUCCUUUUUGGUACUUGCAGCUCCCGGAUCUCAGAAACCAGCCUGAAUGUCACAGGCAUGCAGCCCCGAAUGAAGGUCACACGGGAUGGAGCCUGUGGCAUGGCAGGCAGAGAGAGCAAAGUCUCCGUGUUGGAAGGCACAGAGUGGCUGAAGGGAGGACGAGCUUAUGGCCAUUAGAGUGGCUGAGCUCCAGACAAGCUCCUUUGUCCUCUGCCCUGCACAGUGGUGGCAAAUCCUCACUGUGUGCAGCCUGGCCGUGUCCUGGGACCAGCUCUGAGGAUUUCCACUGCUGCUCUCUCUGCUGUUCUAGGGCCUCAGCAGGUCUGUCCUCACAGGUCCCUCAGAAUAGCUGGGUACUCGGAGCCAGUUCUGGGUGUGUUUGGGUCUCCCCAUGGGUGAGGGAGCACCUACAAAUCCAUAUCUGGGAAUUGUGGAUUUAAAUAUGGUGUGAUCAGAUAAACCAGAGUCCGUGAAGCCUGAAGUCACUUCCGGUCUGGAGCUGUUAAUGGCCAGUCUGGGGAGGAAACAGGAGGACUGGGCAGGCGUGUUGUUUGUCAUCAUAUCCUCAAGUGGAGGAAGGUCACAGGUGCUCUAUUUAUAUAUGAUUUGCAGUUUGCCUAAAAGCAGGGCAUCUUGCCAAAGCUCAGUCACUCAGCCUCACCCCCAGCCCUCUGUGUCUGUAAAGUUUAGUGUUUGUGUUCUGUAAGGUGGGUCCAUCUUCCCAGCAGAGCAAAUCCAACAUCCCAGCCACUUUCGGCCUGAAAGGCCAUUCCUUUAGGCUUAAGAAAGGGAGAAUGAGCAGCACCCAGCUCUUGAAUGUGUCCAGAUGCCUGAAAGUGGGUUAGUCUAAUUCUGUUUGGAACCUUUAGACCAUACAGGGUACAUUUCACAGCCCUGUUCAGGGAGAAAUGGAGGGAGCGUGGGUCUCUUGGCUUGUGCAUGAAGGAGGGGGGUCCCUUGGAGCAGGUGUAUAAAAGGGAUGAGGGAACCUGGGGGUGGGUGUAUCAGCCUCCAGCUGCAGCCUCCCUCCUGGGGCUGUGGCUUGGGACCUGCCCUGGUCACUCACAGACUCAAUGUUGCAGUUUCUCUGUGUUCUCUGUGCACCUGUUGCUCCGAUUCUGGAAAUCGCUAUGCUGUGUCCCUCCUUCCAUCACAGUUUGCCUUCGUAACUAGUGGAAGAGAGAUCUGAAUGCCGUGGCUUCUCCCCAGGAUAAUCAAGGACAGGAGCCCUCUUUUCUGCCUUCCCACUGCCCCCUCUCUGCUGUCAUUAGUUUCCCUCAGAGUUCACCUCCUUGAGGAGGUUAGAUCAGGUGACCUCAGCAGGCUCUUUAUCCAGCGUCUCCUCUUGGUAGAAGAUAGAUAGAUCCUCCAUCAGCCUCAGCAGCUAGCAGGGCCGCUCCUGAGGGUCCAGCACUGUGUGAGGACAGCGAGGCUUUGCUCCUCUCUCUCUUGCUCCCAAGCUCAUGCUCACUGAGCCCUGAGCAGUGACAGAUGUAGGGAGAUGCCUUUCACUUGCUUCUACUGCAGAGCCCUUUGGCUCAUCCUGCUGGGUGCACACUGGAGGGCAGGAAACUGACUCCUGGCCCUUGGGGAACUCCCCAGAGUUAGGAUUUACAUUAUUCAGGGUGAACAUGGAAGAUUCUCAGGUUAGGGAACAGAGCAGGAGGUUUCUCUUGGGGCAGAGACACUGCUGCACGUCCCCUCCAGAAGUGGACAGAGCCGACCCUGGGUGAGGGCUAAGCACUCCCUCACCUCACCUCUUUCUGUGUCUACCCGACCGGAUGUGUGGGGCAGGGAACAGUGUUCGGGGGGUGGUCCCUGUCCCUGGGGGUGGUUGUAGCUCCUGGGGAGCCCCCGGCAGAGAGCACACGCAAGUCUCUGGGGGCCGAGGGUGACUGAGGACUUUGCAGGUCCUCAGCACCUCCUGUCCAGGAGCAGGUGUGGGUGGGCAGGGGUGAGGAUUGUGGGGAGUGCUCUGGCAGGUGAGUGGGAGGGAAGGCCGGUGGGGAGGACAGUGAGAGCCCAGCCUGGGAAAAUCACUCCUGAGUCCCCAUCUCCAGCCUUUGGGGACAGCCCAUGCUUCAGUGCCAGUGAUUACAGGGGGACCCAGUGUUACCCAGAGCAGGGGCCUCUGCCCUGAUUCAGGCAGAGACAGCAAAAUUUCUGAAAGGGGAAAACUGGCGAGGCGAGAGGCAAAAUUGGGGCUAUUAUGUUGUAAGUAUUCAUCCUGUAUAACCAUUUAACAUGUAAUCCUUUGAAAAUGUAAGAAACUAUGCCUGCUGGCCUGUCAUGUCCGUCUGUCUGUCAUGCCAUGCCUGUUCUAGGUGCCUGCCAUCUCCUUGGAUUCGUGUGCCCUGUCCAACUUGUAUCUAUUUCGAGUGUCAACCCUGCUUGGGGAGGGGACCCUGUGCCGGCAUUUCCUGGCCCACGGAGGCCUUCCAGGGACCCUGAAGCUUUCUUCUACCACCUGCAGCGGGUGAGACUUGCUGCAUGGCUGUGGGAUGCGGUGCCCUUUCCAGGGAGCAGGCAGGAGAUGCCACACUGGAGGAUCUGCUGGGCAGUGGGUUUUCCCCUUGCUGUUGCUGGCAGGCCAGGGAGGCACCUCCUCUCCUGAGGCUUUUUCUGGAUGUGGGGCG